Messenger RNA from Suillus clintonianus, 3360 nucleotides. RefSeq lists its product as uncharacterized. The record is from RefSeq and is a predicted model, not a curated record. The transcript is spliced from 21 exons. The coding region runs from base 1 to 3360 and encodes 1119 amino acids. NCBI's taxonomy places the organism in Eukaryota, Fungi, Basidiomycota, Agaricomycetes, Boletales, Suillaceae.
AUGGUAACACCAUUGAAUGAUAAUGCAAUCCCACCGGCAACCGUUGAAUACUUGUUGCGCCCCCGUCGAAAGGGGCCGAUUUUCACGCCUGUGCAGAAGGACUGGUUGAAAGAUCAUAUACCACAGUAUAUGCAGUGGCCUCCUACCUCAGAUGAGACGAUCACAUUCGUACAGACCAUGCUUAUUGAUUUCGACCACAUGUGGCCUCUUCACCAGAAGUUGUGGCCCGGGUCGAAUGUUCACAUUUUGCUAACCGACAGCAUGCAUGCCAAAUUAACGGCAGAGAUGCUGAUUCUUCGAGGGAAUAUCAAGGGCCACAUGCUGUGGACAACGCGACGUAAUCUGCGUCGCGAGAAGAAUCGAACGGGAAUUGAGCCGCGGAAAUGGUUCUGUGAUCCGCCAUUUCCCAAAUCCAAGGAAGUCAUCCCAUCCUCCAUUUCUUGGACGUCCGACCCCGCCGGCCUAUGGAGUAUAAAUUCAGAACGUGUCGGACAGAUACCAUGGUAUCUGUCCCGACUGGACGGUCUCAUCAAUCUUCUCCAGUGUCUUUCCCUCGACGAUCAAAAGACACUAUCUCAGGCCUUAGACAUUGGCACGGACAUGGGCACCGAUGGUGAUACAUCCAAUGCUUCGGCAAUGUUACAGAUAACAUCACCUCCCAGGGAAGCUGCACCAGUUGCUUCUCCUGGCGCAGCUGCUGCCCAUAGUGCUGGCACCACUCCUACUUCUGCCCCCGCAACUGCACAUGCUGCUGCUCCCACUGUGGUUGUUCCUGCAGGGCAUGUCACUGUCUAUGUCGAUUACGAGGAAAACGACUCCUCUGAUGACGAAGAUGCGGCUGCUGCAGCUGCUGCACUUGCGAAUGAUUCCACAUUGAUUCAUUACCGCGAUACCUACUUCAAUGUCCCAGUUGAUGCCACCCCCCGCUCUAUUAUGGAUGCAACCGGUCCCAAAGUGCUCGGUGUCUCUCGAGCCAUCUACCACAAGGUGGAUUCCAUCGAGCAAGGGAUAAACAUCGUGAAGGGUGCAAUUGAUCGCGGUGAUGCUUCGCAGGCCUUCUUGUCGCAAAAUGAACGGUUUUUCUUGAAUGUCGAAGAAAAGGCAGAAGCUGCACGCACUUAUAAACGAGCUUACUAUGCACGUCACCGCGAUAAGCUAUGUGCGCAAAAAAAGGAGAUAUACAAGGGGAAGGAAGAUAGGCUGUGUGAUAGGCCUGUCACUGUAGGAAGGCCACGCUCACACCAUACAGCUGAGGAGAAAAUUGAAGCUGCACGCCGAUCCCGGAAAGCCUAUUAUGCUCGUAACCGUGAGGAGAUCCGUAUCAAAUAUCAAAACAAAUCAAAUUCAAAGGCCUUGGACAAUACCAGUAGCCUCAAACCGGCGCGCUCAGUACGAGAUGCACACAACAAACGCAAAAACAAAUGGGCAAGGCAAUGCGAUGACAUCGAUGCCAGCCUGCAGGUCCUUAUUGGGUCAUCGUCAAGCACAGCAUUGGUUGAGGGCCUUUGUGAGCUCUUCAUAGCAAACCCGGAUAAGCCAGAUUCGUUGGACGUCCUGCGGUCUGCUCACAAUGGGUUGGAAGACCUCCUUAUGCGUGCGCAAACUGUAGAAAACGAUGUUCUUGAGGAAUGUGGGACAGGGCAGGACCUCAGUCGGGCACAUAGUUCUGUGUCUCAUAUGGCGCCGCGUACAUGGCUGACGCAGGAGGAACUGGCCUUCAUCGCAACUUUUGAGGAUGAUUACCUCGAAUGCCAAAAGAAGGGGAACUAUACCACUUUUUGGCAACCCUUCUUCGAACAAUGGGAGGAACGAUGGCCCGCGAGGGCUUCCUUGUUUCCAGGUAUUCCUAUGGAUCAAGUUCUCACCGCGGCUCAAUUAGAGGAGAACGAAAAAUUCAAAGCCGCACUUCAGAAGGUCUAUUUCUUAUUUUUCAUGCAUGGUAUUGGGGACUUACAUUGCAUCCAGCGCCUGACGGUCAAAUUCCGUAAUGAUUAUGGUAAUUCAAAGCCUGGCCGCAAAGCGGCUGCAGCGGGCAAUUCGGCUGUCCACAAACUUCUCAGCAAUAUCGUUAAGGGACCCACAGCUGGUCGGAAACGUCCUCUCAAGGAAAGCGAAGUCUACGCUAAAAAGUAUUAUACUACUCGAGUCCAGGCCAGCGUUAAAGAUGAGCUAAAAGCCAUCAAAGAACAACCUGACGUCCCCGAUCCCAAGAAGACGAACCUUCGGGUGAUCCGAAAGCAUGUUGACCGCUGCUGGGAGAAUGAGUCCGUUGAGGUGAAAGAGGAAAUCUCUCAACUUACGAGAGAGAUGAGGGAAGCAGCGCGCGAGGCGGCGAAGGGGAGGAAAUCAUCUGAGGUGACCAAUGAUCUAAUUAUACCGAGACUUACAGAAAUUCUCUCAACUUUCUUCGGAGAGCUUCAUGAGGCCACAGGAUGGACAUUCAGCGUCCUCCUCGGUGGCCCUGACCCAUCAAAUGGGGGUGCGAUUGAUGUCAGCAGCUUACAUGUAGGGUCAACGAAACUCGGUAAUCGAUUUAACCACGCGUUUUCUAACGAUAAUGUUAUGCUGCCCUACUACGAGUUUGUGUCUCAUGUUUUCCCUGAAGCUGGGACUUCAAAUAAAACACCCGCUCCAGACGAUAUGCUUACAAACGAUGAUCCUCCAAUGCCUAUGCCUGUAGCGCCUGAUACAUUACAUGGUUCAAACCCCACAUCCCAAGAGGCAGACUUGGCACCUAUCUUGGCACCUAUCUUCCCUCCCACGCACUUAGCGCAAGAAGAGAAUUUCUUCCAACACCUGCCCCCCGCUCCUCAAGACAAUGAGAUCAACCAAGAGCUGGAUAGGCCCAUCAUCCCCAUGCCAGAGGGCUAUGUACCCUUCUGUCCACCACCGCUAGCGCCACUCACUUUGGACCCUAUGUCUUCCCCCACCGCAUUUCUUAAUCUGGAUUCAAAUCUCGAGAGUUUUGACGAUGCCCUCAAAUCCAUGCAGUUCCAGAACACCACCACGGGAUUGCACCACGUCGGUCAUCACACCCUCGCACCACAGUCUUCCACCACACCCACCAUCACACCCUCUCCAGCUGCACCCACAACUACCAUACCCAUCACCACAUCCUCAGUAGCUGCACCCACGACUCCUGUGACACUGGGAACAAGGCCUUCGCAGCUUAUUUCUGGGGUGGGACUUGAUGCUCAAAACCCCAGCAACGUUGUAGAUGAACGUCCGGCAAAGCGCCAGAAACGGGCUCAAUGCACACGUGCAGGAGAGACAGAUCCGCUACAGGCUGUCUCCUCCAGCCGAGGGAAACAACAAAGAUUCCAGUCCACUCGAGCUGCUGCCGCCAAUGCGAUUGGUUAA